Jatropha curcas is the source of this 1094-nucleotide messenger RNA. NCBI's taxonomy places the organism in Eukaryota, Viridiplantae, Streptophyta, Magnoliopsida, Malpighiales, Euphorbiaceae. The record is from RefSeq and is a predicted model, not a curated record.
CUCCUGGAAGAUCUCUCCCUUUUUUCAUCCUAUGUGGGUUCCUUUUUUUCUCUUCUUUAGCGCUAGACAUGUCGAUUAUUGAUUACAAUAUCAGGCAUGGACAAAACCCAGAAGAAAGAACAGACGCUAAUGUUCGGAGAAUCUAUGAGAUGUGGCUCGUCAAACAUGGGAAAGCUUAUAAUGCUUUGGGCGAGAAGGAGAAGCGGUUUCAGAUCUUUAAAGAUAAGGAGAAGCGGUUUCAGAUCUUUAAAGAUUAUCUUAAAUUCAUCGAUGAGCAUAACUCGGUUAAUCGGAGUUAUAAGCUUGGAUUGAACCGGUUCGCCGAUCUGAGUAAUGAGGAGUACCAGGCGAUGUUCUUGGGUACAAGGAUGGAAAGGAAAAAUAGAUUGGGGGGCGAUGUUCUUGGUAGGUAUUUGUAUAAAGAAGAUGAUGAUUUGCCGGAAAAGGUUGAUUGGAGAGAAAAAGGGGCUGUUGUUCCUGUCAAGAAUCAAGGACAGUGUGGGAGUUGCUGGGCUUUCUCAACUGUUGCUGCAGUAGAAGGGAUUAACCAGAUUGUAACUGGUGAUCUAAUCUCUCUAUCAGAGCAGGAGUUGGUAGAUUGUGAUAGAUCAUAUAACCAGGGAUGCAAUGGAGGUCUUAUGGACUAUGCCUUUGAAUUUAUUAUCCAAAAUGGUGGUAUUGAUACUGAACAAGAUUACCCAUAUGAGGCUGUUGAUAAUGUUUGUGAUCCAUACAGGAAAAAUGCUAAGGUAGUUACUAUUGAUGGAUAUGAAGAUGUUCCUGAAAAUGAUGAGAAAUCCUUGAAGAAGGCUCUGGCAAAUCAGCCAGUUAGUGUUGCCAUUGAAGCUGGUGGCAGGGCUUUCCAACUUUUCCAAUCGGGUGUUUUUACUGGUAGAUGUGGCACACAGCUUGACCAUGGUGUGGCUGCUGUUGGAUACGGCACAGAGAAUGGUGUAGAUUACUGGUUGGUGAGGAACUCAUGGGGUCCUGAUUGGGGUGAAAGUGGUCAUAUCAAGUUGGAGCAAAGGAAUACAAACUACUACUUUCAGCAAAGCAUAAUACCAUACUCAGCAACCGUACCCACUUCAUUAUAG